UGGUGUUGGAGGGCGCCGGGGUAAAUAGCAUUAAGCAUUCGUCUUCUUCCAGUGUGUUGCUCUAGCUGAAAACUAUGCCUCGUGAUCUUCUCCACCCUACUGCCACCGAAGAACGCAGCAAGCACAAGCUUAAGCGCUUGGUACAAGCCCCCAACUCCUUCUUCAUGGACGUGAAGUGCCCUGGGUGCUUCAACAUCACCACUGUCUUCAGCCACGCCCAAACCGUCGUGUUGUGCGGCAGCUGCAGCGUCAUGCUCUGCCAACCUACCGGCGGCAAGGCUCGUUUGACCGAAGGUUGCUCGUUCCGCAAGAAGACCGAUUAAAUGUAGUUCAGGAAGCCAAGCCCCGCUCCGUGCGACGACCUGUCAGGACCGCACGUGGCAAUGGGGUGUUUCCACUUCUCAACUGUUCUGUCAGCCUAGAGGGGGAUUAGUUUAAACAUUUGGAAUGAAGAAGACGAUCUUUAUCCA
Messenger RNA from Aphanomyces astaci, 470 nucleotides. Its product is annotated as 40S ribosomal protein S27-like protein. Bases 75 to 323 code for a protein of 82 amino acids. The transcript is spliced from 4 exons. The record is from RefSeq and is a predicted model, not a curated record. Gene Ontology annotation, cellular component: cytosolic small ribosomal subunit; ribosome. Lineage: Eukaryota; Oomycota; Saprolegniomycetes; Saprolegniales; Verrucalvaceae. Gene Ontology annotation, molecular function: RNA binding; structural constituent of ribosome. Gene Ontology annotation, biological process: ribosomal small subunit assembly; translation.